CCCAAUUCAGCUGUUAAUCAUCGUUUCAUUGUACAUCUCACAAUUUCAUCAACUAAUUUUUGUUCAAAAGAAAUCAUCACUACAACAAUAUGGCACUAAAACUGUACGGAACCGUCGCUUCAGACACCACACAACGUGUUCAAGCUUGUCUCUACGAGAAAGAAGUCCAUUUUGAGUUCAUCACAGUCAACACAGCCGCCGGAGAACACAAAACGCCUCGUUUCCUCGCACGGAACCCGUUUGGUGAACUUCCAGCCUUAGAAGACGGUGACGUCACACUUUUCGAAUCAAGAGCAAUCACACAGUACAUAGCAAACAAAUACGACGGUAAAGGAACGGAUCUGAUAAUGAAGGAUCCGAUUAAGCUGGCGAUACAAACAGUCUGGAUGGAUACGGAGAAUCAGAGAUUUGAUCAACCGUUCUCGAAGCUAAUUGAAGCUGCUAUAGAGGGGAAUGAAGGCGGUAAUAAAGAUGUGCGCGAGUACCAAAGGAAGCUGGAGAGUGUGCUUGAUGUGUACGAACAACGGCUCAAGGAGAGCAAGUAUUUGGGCGGAGAUAGCUUCACACUGGCGGAUCUACACCACCUACCCGGGAUGCAUUACUUACGAUCCACCAAGGCCAAGGGAUGGUUUCAGGGGCGGCCACACGUGCGCGCUUGGGCCGCUGAUAUUCUUUCCAGGCCUGCUUGGGUCAAGGUUGCUGCUAUGUCUCCUUGGUGAAUUGUGCUUAAUUGUUGUAAUUUAUCCUUAAAGAAUCAGCCGGUUUUAUAUUAGUUACGGAUGAUAAACGUAUCAGGUUGUUAGGUUUGGGUCGACGAGUUUAAAUGGAUGAACCUUGAACACGACAUAUAUAUUUAUCCUUGUGAAAAACAUCAAUCAUAACUCGAACACAAUUAAAGUCA
Helianthus annuus (common sunflower) is the source of this 901-nucleotide messenger RNA. Its product is annotated as glutathione S-transferase. Bases 90 to 719 code for a protein of 209 amino acids. Gene Ontology annotation, cellular component: cytoplasm. NCBI's taxonomy places the organism in Eukaryota, Viridiplantae, Streptophyta, Magnoliopsida, Asterales, Asteraceae. Gene Ontology annotation, molecular function: glutathione binding; glutathione transferase activity. The transcript is spliced from 3 exons. The record is from RefSeq and is a predicted model, not a curated record.